UGGUUUCACCGACACGGCCCGCGCUGGUCGAGCCUAAGAGUUUUUUUUUUCGUUUCUUUUUUAAUUUCUUUCAUAAUAGCAAGCGGUAGAAUGGCGACGGUCGGCAUGAAACUGAAGACAAGAUUUACAGAGCUCAUGGGAGUCGAGUAUCCCCUGAUGCAAGGCUAUGGGGAUGUGAAUCUCAGGUGGGAAAUCUUAAAAUCACAAAUGUAAUUGUAAAGUCGAUUGAAAAGCAAAAGAAAUUCUGAACAAUCUGGGUCUCGUCGGGCCACUAUUUGUAUUUCUCUGGUGCAAGAAGACGUGCAUUCAAUUUCAUCGCGUCGUGUAUUUUACGCAUUUACAUUUUGCAAAUUAUUAUGGUCUCCCACCUGACACAGACACUUCCAUACAGGCGGAAUGCAUUACGUCGGUUAUGCCGAGUUGGCGGCAGCAGUAUCCGAGGCCGGAGGACUGGGUACCAUUACCGCUUUGACACAACGUAUGGGACUUGUGAGAAGUUCGGCAUUCUCAAAACGAAAAUGAGUAGUUUGUAUAGUAUGAAACAGAAACGAGACUACAUAGAAGUGAAGCUGUCUUGCAAAGUAAGCAGAUUGUAGCCCUGAUUGGAGCCACCGACAAGAAAGGUGCGGCUGUUGAUUGCCAAUAACCGGAGCGUCGCCGCACUUCGUACUGCCUUGCUCCAAACUGCGCGACUAUAAAGUUGGCCGAGAGAUCCGGAAGAUGUGUCACGCGCCGCGUAGAAAUUGCGUGCCCAAUGCACUGCUGUCGAUUUGAAAAAAACCCGAGACCCCAAACCCGAAACCCUUCUACCGUCUUCUCUUUUGUAUGCAAUAAUAAAGUUGAGAAGUUUCGUAGAGAUCUUCAUCUUUCCAAUCGUUUGCUCGUUUUGGCCAAACGCAGGCUUUUAAGUUCUGGCACGUUAGCCAAAUGCAUUUCCAUUUUCAUUUUGUCGAUUUUCAUCCUGGCGUUUCCAUACCGCCGAACCCGGAGGCAUUACGGCAGGAAAUACGAAAGGCGAAAGGCCUGACGAAAAAGCCUCUUGCGGUAAACCUGACGCUGCUUCCCAUGCUGACGCCUCCCAAUUACGACGAAUACGCGCAGGUAGUGCUCGACGAGGGAAUCAAGAUCAUUGAGACCGCGGGUCGGAACCCCGAAAAAUUUAUCAAGUUGUUCAAAAAACACGGCUGCGUGGUCAUACACAAGUGCGUUGCCAUCAAGCAUGCCGAGACGGCGGCGCGCAUGGGCUAUGAAUUGCAUACAACUUCUUACACCAAAAGCUACUCAUAAAGCCGAUGAUCGCAGGAGGGAUUCAGGUGUCGGCGCUAGUAAUCAUCAACAUAAGCAGAAAAAGCCGUCGUCGUGGCAAACAGAUCUAAAUUGUAGGAGUGGCUCUCCUUCCCCGAGCCUGUAUGCGUGUUGGCAUGGAGCUAGAAGUUUAAUGCACACUAAAAAGAUACAAUUACAGAAAUUCAUGAACGUUUCGUGACGUAGGUCACUCAACAUCACCGGCUUCGUAAACAUAAAAAUGAGAUAUGUAAUGUAAAUAAAGUGCAAUUAUAAUGAUACGUAGCAGCGGUGGUGCCGGUGCCGACACCUAGGACACACAUGACACAUGAAGAUCGUGCCUUCAUCUGUAGUUCGUCCCUAUGCCUAUCUACUACUUCGCAAUAAUUGCCCUAGAAGUAUGGAUGGUGUUUUGUAAUUCUAAUUUCCAUAAUUAAGCCGAUAUGAUUAGUAUGGAUGGUUACGAGUGUGGGGGCCAUCCAGGAGAAAACGACGUAACCAACUGGGUUUUGUUUGCAAAGGCGGCGAAGAAAUUGCGCAUUCCUUAUAUCGCCUCUGGCGCGUGUGCAGACGGACGGCAGCUGGCGGCCGCGUUGGCCCUCGGAUGCGAGGGAAUGAAUAUGGGAACCAGGUGGAUGGCGACAAAGGAGGCGCCCAUUAAGGACGGGAUCAAGCAAGCACUGUGCGCGGCAAACGAGUACGAUACGACUCUGGUCUUUACGACGCUCUCGAAUACCGAGCGAGUGUACAAGAAUGCGUGCGCGGAGGAGGUACGUGCUCGGGAACGGAAGGACCCCGGAAACUUCGCCGCGAUCGCAGACCUUGUGAAGGGGGCCAAGUACCGCAUUUCCUUCCAGGAGACCGGGAACGCCGACGACAGCGUUUGGAGCUGUGGGCAGAGCAUUGGCCUCAUCGACGACGUCCCCACCUGCAAGGAACUGGUCCAACGAAUUUGCACGGAAGCCGUGGAUGUUCUGCACGCGACUCAUACGAAUAAGUUGGUAUGGAACUGUCAGGAUUGAAAUCGUCAAAGUUGAAAUAGUUUGCCAUGCAUAAAACGGAUACCAGUUACGCCUAUAGUUUGUAGUCGGUGCAUGGCAAAUUUUCCCGGUCCUGGAAGCGAGUCUGUCAUGCGGUUUAGGGCAAAAGAGCUGCCUUCUGUCAUGCUAGAUAGCAGCCCAACUCUUGACCCUUGCCAGGACUAUAAUCUGCCUCCCUUGGGUCCUCUGCAAUAGAGUCACUUUUUGUAUUGCAUUUUAUGCAUGACAAAUUAUUUCAACUUUGACGAUUUCAACAAACCUGACGCUUCCAUAGUUGGUCGCGAAGCUGUAGUCUGUUCAACAUCAAGCAACAGAAUCAAAUACAGAGGACAAGGUAAAAAGAAGCAGAAGUGGACGACUUUUUUAAAACUACACGAGAGAAGUAUGUAAUGUCUUUGCAGCUCGUGUGGAUUUUAUUGUUGUAUUUUGGUUCUUAUGUAAACCUGAAGCGAACUACCGAACCGCCUUAAUUUACAGCAACGCGCCAGCAGGGGCUGAAACGAGUGCGAGUGGCGUAAUACCUUUACGUGCUGACAAAGCAAAGUGA
Messenger RNA from Amoebophrya sp. A120, 2871 nucleotides. The record is from the annotation of a GenBank genome assembly. Lineage: Eukaryota; Dinophyceae; Syndiniales; Amoebophryaceae.